GUGGAGCGUGAGCGCGCAGAGUUAUCUAUCACUGCCUUCCGGACAGUCCUGAGGAUCUUCACGAGCUGCACCUCACAGCCUGAAAAACCAUACAAGGACGCGCUUUCCUGUUUAUUGGAGGUAUUUUAAGGAGCAAACGAAAGAUUUUUUUUUUAAUAAAUAUUUUGCUUUCGUUUUUAAAUGAAACGAAGACGAGCCUGGACUUCCAUCUGCGUUCUUUUAUGGGAAGUAAUAAUUUGACAGGGUUGAAGAUCGGAUUAACUCGAAUACUUCAGCUGGAUUUCUGUGGAUGACAUCUUGACAUCUUAGGCAAAAAAAAAAAAAAAAAAAAAAAAAAAGGACACCAAAAACCUAUAAGUGCAUCACUGAAGAUGAGGAACUAAUUAAGACUCACCACAAUUUGUUGUAGCCUAUAAACUGAAGAACUUCAUGUGGGAUGCACUUCCACCUGUUUUGAGGCUGUUAUAGACAGUGGAACGCAUGAUUUUUACAUGAAGCUUCUGAUGUAAAGAGCAGAUGACCAGUAAGGAAGCUGAACAAGAAAUCUGCAGUCUUCUGUUCUGUCAACUAACUGCAAAAGCUACCAACAGCCUUGUUGCAAGCUGAAUUAGCCUCUUCAUUCAGCUGACUAAAUGUGAUCUAAACUGCUCUCAAAGAAAGCUUGAUUUCACAGUGGAAGCAGGUUGUCUCUGACAUAAAGAGAUGAAACGAGAACGUUUUAAGCCCCCGGAACCAGAUGACCCUCUGUGCUGCUGUGGAGACAUCGACCAGCAAAGAGAGUACUGCUGCUGUGACUGUGAAGAACUAGAUGAUGCCUGUGAAAGGUUAGUCAGAGGAGAGCAAGACAAGCCAGACAUCUUCUCUCGUUUCGUCUCUUGUAUGGCUGAUCGUUUGGGUUUGCCAUGUUGUGCCGUAGGACCCCUUCGAUUGGAAAUCUCUGUCUUACCUCCCAUGGUAUUAAUUCCUGGUCUGUUGCGAGUAGCAGCAAUUAACUGUAUGUUGGGAGUUGUUGUCCUAACUGCCCUACCAGGACUGGUGCUUUGGUAUUACUAUGUGACUCACAGAAGGAAAAGACGCACAUUGUUUUUCCUUAGCUUGGCACUUUUCUCCCUUGCCUACAUGUACUAUCUUUUCCUUACUGAGAUCGUUCCCAGAGGAGACGUCAGUAAUCUGCAGCUGGUUACUGUGACGACAGGCAUGAUGUUGACCCUUAUCUCCCUUGUGCGCACCAAACAAGGACCAGGCUUUGUCAAAUCCCAGUCAUUAGCUCAGGGAAUUAACAGUAUCUGUACAACCAAUCAGAGCACAAACAUACCUGGAGACUCCGCCCCCUGCAAAGGAAUCAGUCAGUCAAAUGGGGAAAACGAAGGAAAGAAGAAGUUAUGCCCUGUGUGCCGACAGGUGCGCCCACCAAGGGCAGGGCACUGCAGGAUCUGUGGGGCAUGUGUCCUUCGAAUGGACCACCACUGUGUUUGGAUAAACAGCUGUGUAGGUCAAGCCAAUCACAGGCAGUUCAUUUUGACGCUCCUUCUUUUCCUGGUGACAUCGUUCUACGGGAUCAGUUUGGUGUUAUGGAGUGUAUGUCCACAACAGAGUCUAUUCACAGCCAUGUUAUACUGCCCUGGAGUCUAUAACCAAUACAGCACAGCGCUGUGCUUCACGUGUGUGUGGUACAGCGUUAUCAUAACAGGUGGUCUGCUCCACCUGUUCAUCCUUCAGAUCAUCAAUGUCAGUUACAACGUAACAGAACGCGAAGCUCAGAUUGCUUUGCGCAACAAAACUGGCAGACGGCGCUUCUGUGGCCUGGUUGUGGAGACAGGCAUGUAUUCGCGAGGCUUCCUCCAGAACUGGAUUCAGUUCCUCACAAUGAACACGGAUGAGAACGGUUCCCCUUUCACCUUCACAGUCAUGGUAUGAGUUAAGGCACUGUGGACAUUAUCCUGGGUGGAAUUUAAACUAUAAUUAUACAAAAUGUUAAACAACUAAGCGUCUGAUUAGGCCUAAAGAUUUGGUUGACACAUUUACCUUGUUUUCAUCUGGUAGAAUGGUUGUAUUGUUAAUUAUGGACAGUAUGGAACUGACCAGAAGCUAAGCAGGAACUUCAAGGCAGUCAGUUUAAAUUGGUGAGCAAACGUAUUCUUUAUUCCAGUGGUCAUCUGUAUGGACAUAUUGAAUUUGGUUCAAUGUGACCAAAGCCAUGUUUUCAUGAAAUAUAACAAAACUCUGCAACUUUAUGGCAUAAAUAACCAGACUGUAUGAAUGAAACAUGCUUAAGUGAUCAGACAUAAGUGGGCAACUUUGUAAUCUGAGUUGCAAUCAAGUGUGUGCUUUUAAUGACAAGCAUGUGAAAUAUUAAGAAAACUCGAUCUGAUGAUAGAACUGAGAAAAUAAAUGUGACAUCCUGAAAUAUUCCUGCAUUACUGCAAUUAAGAAAUGUGAUAAUUACAUAUAUUUAGGAUUGAGCUAAAUAUUUUAAAGGGAGAGUUCAUCAGAAUUUUUUUGGAACAUGAAACAAGUUCUCUUGAUAUUUCAUAACUAUCAGUUAGGACAGGGACGUUGAAUAGGAAGAGACAGUGUACAAUUAUUAUUAUUAUUAUUAUUUUUCUAGAAUUUUCAUUUUUGGGGUGAACUAUCCCUUUAAAUCUGAAAAGAUUUCUUAAGAAGUUUUAUCAGCCUGCCAAAUGCUAAUAAAACAAAAAAUACAUUUUACACCAAAUGUAUGAAUCCUUGUAAUUGUAAAUAUGCUGCUACCUUUGUAGUGUACUCUCUCAGGACAAAUGAUGUUGUACACUUUCCUGUAAUUACAGGUGCUCACUGAACAGCGGUUUUAAGUUAUGUUGAGGUGUACUUUACAGUUCUGUAUUGUCAUCUUUAAUGAGCAUCCAUCAUUUCAUAUGUGUAAAUGAAUACAAAUAAAUAAAUGAAAUGAA
Cyprinus carpio (common carp) is the source of this 2930-nucleotide messenger RNA. RefSeq names its product palmitoyltransferase ZDHHC23-A-like. Lineage: Eukaryota; Metazoa; Chordata; Actinopteri; Cypriniformes; Cyprinidae. Gene Ontology annotation, biological process: protein targeting to membrane; peptidyl-L-cysteine S-palmitoylation. The record is from RefSeq and is a predicted model, not a curated record. Gene Ontology annotation, molecular function: protein-cysteine S-palmitoyltransferase activity. Gene Ontology annotation, cellular component: endoplasmic reticulum; Golgi apparatus.